CUUGAUCUGUCCGCCUUUAUUUGUGCAUGCUUGGUUCAUACCCCGACGAGGUGAUGCCGCUUUUAUACUAGUUUCACCUCAACAGUAUCAGCUGCCCAAGUUUUUUGAGACUGCGCUCGUCUACAAAAUCAGGUUGCCAUUCGCUUCGGUUUCUACAUCCAACAUGUCGUCAAAAGCGAAGAAACGACAACGCGAACCUGAGAACUGGGAUUAUGCUGAUCUCAGUGGACCUGACCCAAUGUACAAGAGGACAGCGCCAGCAUGCAUUCCCGCGUCAUCUUCUACUACUUUCAGGGUCAACACCACCACCAAGGGCCCCGAUCCGAAUUUAAUGUCUUAUAGUUCCACUUUUGAUAGCAAAGCUCCUUAUAGCUAUUCAUACACCCCACCUACUACUUCUGUGAUGACGAUGCCAUCAGUUCCGUAUUCUUCAUACAACUACAGCUAUCCCCACCCCCAACCUACACAACCUCAGCCCCAAGCUCAAGAGGCACUACCACCUCCAGUCAAGAAACAAAGGAAGAAGAAGGAUCCUAAUGAGUCUGUGCCAGAGAAACGCGGUGCAAUGUUCAAGAAAAAGUGUCCACAGAACAUUCUCGAUCGUGUCGAUAGGGUCAUGUCCCAAAGGUUUUUCAUGGUCGACAGGAAGCGUACUGGCGAUGAGCUACGUGAGGAGUUUAGCGUGUUAGGUUCUACAGGGAACGUGUAUAAUGUCGUCAUCGACAAGACACCAUCCUGCAACUGUCCGGACGCCAACAAGGGCAAUCACUGCAAGCACAUAUUGUUUAUAUUCUUGAAAGUUCUCCAAGUCAGCCAGAGCUCCGGCUUGUGGUACCAAAAGUCAGUACCUCGCGUCGAUACAACUUUGACCAAUCAGUUAUCACCGUAUAGAGCACUUAUCACCUCCGAACUUCAAGAAAUAUUCACGCAUGCGCCUCCAGCACCAAAUUCUGUCGUCAACCAACGUGUUCGCGACGCAUAUGCACGCGCAACUGGCAAGGCUAAUGCCUCGGAAGAGUCUGAGCCCGUGAAACAGCGCCGCGCACCUGGUCCAGAGGACGACUGCCCCAUUUGCUAUGAGAGCAUGCAUGGCACAGACGGGAACACCCUCAUUUGGUGCGAGACUUGUGCGAAUGCCGUGCACAAGGAGUGUUUCACACAAUGGGCUAAAUCCUGUGGUCGCAACAUUACUUGUGUGUUCUGCCGUUCCCCAUGGGUCAACGUUAGCACAGAUGGGCAGGCCUCCGGGAAGGCAAAGGCAUCAGUGUCAGAGGGAUACAUUAACCUUGGUACUGUUGCGGGUUUGAGUCAAGAGCGUGAUACCAGCUCCUAUUAUCAUGGCUCCAAGCGUGGAUAUCGGCACUACGGUUAUCAAGAUUAUGAAAACGUGCUUUAGGCAAAGGACCAAGUCCUAUCAUACGUGAUCCGACCCAUUGAUCUAUAUCAUCUCGUACUUUUUUUUAAUUUACGCCCCCUCCAUUUCACCACAGUACAACACCAUUUAAAUCUCUUGCACGUAUAUACGAUUGCGCUUUGUCGCCUU
Messenger RNA from Suillus bovinus, 1543 nucleotides. RefSeq lists its product as uncharacterized. Gene Ontology annotation, molecular function: zinc ion binding; ubiquitin protein ligase activity. Bases 164 to 1396 code for a protein of 410 amino acids. The record is from RefSeq and is a predicted model, not a curated record. Lineage: Eukaryota; Fungi; Basidiomycota; Agaricomycetes; Boletales; Suillaceae. The transcript is spliced from 8 exons.